Messenger RNA from Nerophis lumbriciformis (worm pipefish), 501 nucleotides. NCBI's taxonomy places the organism in Eukaryota, Metazoa, Chordata, Actinopteri, Syngnathiformes, Syngnathidae. The record is from RefSeq and is a predicted model, not a curated record.
AUGGUGAGAUCAAAGGAGCUGUCUAAGGCCUUCAGAAAGAUUUUAGACGCUUAUGAAUCUGUGCUGAGCCCUUGCUCUAUUGCUGCAGUUUCCACAAGAAGGUGCCACUCCAUCUACAAGGGCUUUGCUCAGUGUCUCAUGGCUCUGGGUGACAGCCUGACGGACAGCGCACGCAAGGAUGAAGACACUCAUGAGAUACACUCCAUCUGCAGGUCAUGGGAUGAGUUUCAUGACUGUGCCAACGUGGCGAUGGCUGGUUGUCCAGAGGAAGCUGCAACCGUCUGGGAGUCUCUUCGUCAAGAAUCCAAGAAGAUGCAGUUUUCAGGAAACCUCUAUGACAUGUGCUCCAACCGCAACAGUCACACGUUAACCUCAAUGCCCCCGCGAGGCUCCCACAUCAAAGGAGAGCUUAACCAAGAGUCUCUAAGAGGGCGAGUCGGUCGUUUUGCAACCUCAUACUAUAUUAUCAUGCUCCUGUCUCCUCUGUGGCUCCUGUUUUGA